AUGAAGUAUCAUAGCUUAACCAUUAGACCAAACAAUAUUUACGUCCAGGAGAGCAUGGAGAAUGACACAAUUAUAAAGUCAGUCUCACUUACACCGUGCGUAGAAAAGGACAGUAUUAGAUCUAGUCUAAUUGCCACAAUAGAUGGACAGCAGACAACCAUCUGCAACUUACUCACAAACAAGAUGGAAAGCAAAAUACUUAAUAUUCCUGUUAAGCAAGGCGUAAGGAUAGAACUAAGAACAGAAGGCGUAAAUGAAAUGGAUAUUUUAUUCUUGGAGAUGGACCCACAUGAAGUAAACACAAAUGAAGAAGAGACAGUAUACAGAACUAUACAGGUCCCUGGUAAUGCAUCACACACAGUAGAUGAAAUAUCUGCAAGGAUACUUAACGUGUCAAUUGCAUACACAGAAGAAGUAGUAGAUGGAACGAGCAAAGUAUUCAUGAAGUCUAAUGGAGAGACAACCUUGCUUGCAGAGUUGGAGAUUGGCAGGAAGGAGUGCGAAGUAGUAGACGUACUUGCAGACGCACAGAUGGAAUUGGUCGUAGAGGGACCACAUGCAAUUGACUUCUUAAUUGUAGAGGGCUCUAAGGGGGGACUCUUGGAAGAUGCAUCCUGUGAGGUAGAAGACGAACAGGACACAGAGGACGCACAGGAAAGCACCCCACAGGAAGAGAAGAACGAAGAAAUGAUCGGAGGGAUAGUACCAGAGACCUGCCAGAAGGGUGAAAGAAAAAGGAAGUGCCCAGAAGAGACAGAAGAGCCAGAAGAGACACAGCCACAGGAAGAGAAGAAGGUGAAACUGUCGGAGGCAAAGAAGAAAGAAAGUGAAGAGAAGGUGGAGGAGACAGAAAUAGAGACACAAAGCAUGAAUAUCCCACAGGAAAAUGCAGUUGUAUCCGAUAUAAAGACUAUCUCUGAUGGAAUUGGUAAGAUUGUCGGUAAAAAGAGCUUUAUAACCGCAGAGUACACUGUAUCCUCUGGUGAGAAUAAAAAAGAGUCUUUCAGCGAGGUAGUUUUAGUCAGAAGAAUGGCAGAUCACGCACACCUCAGAUACUUCUCUGAUGUGGUGAAGGGAGCCAGAGAGGGCGCUGUAUUUAAGGCGGAAAUUAAGGCAGCAGAUGCCCAUACGGAAGUGGUUUUGAAUGUGGGGAAAAUAAGAACAGGACAAUAA
This is a messenger RNA of Nematocida ausubeli, 1173 nucleotides long. RefSeq lists its product as uncharacterized. The transcript has a single exon. NCBI's taxonomy places the organism in Eukaryota, Fungi, Microsporidia. Bases 1 to 1173 code for a protein of 390 amino acids. The record is from RefSeq and is a predicted model, not a curated record.